ACCAACUGCGCCGUCCACUCACAGCACGAUGGCAACCGUCUGUCUUGACCACCCAGCGUUCGCGAACCCUAGUGUCUCGGUUCGAAAUACGGACCCCUCUGCAGCUACAUCUGAAGCUCCUCUACAUCCACCGCCGCUGCAGGAAGCACGCUACCCUCCUCAUAGCGAUUCUAGGCAUACGUUCCCAGUUUGUCGCGUCCCCCACGACGGUCGUCCCAACGUUACCGUCCCGCCAUUGGUUGACAAGAAUGUCGACGCCCCACCCGGUGUCAGUGCCGAAGAUACGAAAAAGUCAUCGGCCACCGGUGCACUCGGUCUAGACAGGAAGUUUGCAUCAACUCAACAGCAUGAGGCACGUAACCCGAACUCUUUACAUGCGAAGGACACCUCAGGUUCGGCGAGCUACGCCGGCACACUGUUUAUGACAAGGCUUGGUCUGUUCGGGCUGUUCCCGGGAGAGUCCCCGCAUCCCCUGCUGGGAAUGUGGCCCAAGGGCAUGGUCUUGGAUUGCGGCCUGAUCCUCGCCCCUCCACAGAGCUGUGGACCCGAAACGCAGCAGGGAGCCGAUAGCAGCUGCUUCUCACAGCACAAUGAUCACUACGGCGGCAGCAAUCGAACGAGCGACCCAAAACACUGUCAUCCUCCGCUUCCGGACCACAGACGAGAGCAGACCAAUGAAAAGGGUUCUGUCGUGCCACCACAAGGGCAGGAAUGUCAGACAAGCAUACGCAGACUGUCAGACAAUGAGAGCGAAAACGAAUGGGGCUGUAACCUGCCCAAUGCCGAGCCACCCAUACCUUUAUCCGCCAGCCAAGACCGGGCCAACCUUCAGCACAAUAUCGAUCGUCGUCGGCAUUGCGGUAUCGAUGGAGAGGACAGCGGUCCUAUCGAGAACGGCGCUACAGAGCAGGCUCGGGAUGACGCCGCCACCCAACUACCGCGCAAACGCCGCAGGAUGAGCCCUUCGACUCCUACAACUCAUGAAACGGCGUCCAGGCCGCAGACACGUCUGUAUUGCGCCGGCUUACAGCCGCCACGGGCUCAACCCUCAAAGCACCGCCGAAGUCAGCGCGGCCUUUUCAUCCCACCAUCUUCAGGGACGUCCACUUCGAAAGAUGAGACAAAGGCACCCGUCGCGAAGGUCGAGGAGUGGCCACUUGACGGUGCAGUUCUCAGGCGCGUUAUAGUGAAGGGCGUCACGACGUUCCAGCUACAGUGGGAUGCUUCGGCAAAUCGUGAACAAAAGCAGCGCACGCCUGGAAUCCCGCGGCGCAAGUCAGCAGCGGAGAGAACGUCCUCAACAGGGCGUGGAGGAAUGGCAAAUGUUCGCGGCCCGCACGGACCCGAGUGCUUCUCAUGGGGGGUGCUUGCGUGGUACGCCGCAGACAUGGUCAUCCUGGGCGUGCUUCGGCCGUUGCGAGUAGGGCUUGGGAGAGUUCCUGCUGAAGCGCAGCAGUCCAAGGCGGUCAAUCAAAGCCGCGGGUCCAGGUUGUUGCUUUGCACCAUGCCUUCAUAGAAGCCCUUUGCUCUCUUUCUACGCCCAGUUAACUAUCAGACAUUUCUUUUCCACCGGCUCUCUUAUCAAUCUAGCCAAACAACCAGGACCUACAGCCCCUACCAGCUUUCUUUCUCCUUUUCUCAAGUUUAGUAUACUCAGAGAGUUUAUCACCAGUUAGUUGCAAUAGACUUCUAGAGCCAUUACAAAUUAAGCAGUCCGUGGAACAUAAUGACUG
Molecule: messenger RNA, 1733 nt
Organism: Chaetomium strumarium
Lineage: Eukaryota; Fungi; Ascomycota; Sordariomycetes; Sordariales; Chaetomiaceae
Exons: 5
Coding region: 29-1516 (495 amino acids)
Source: RefSeq, a predicted model, not a curated record